Molecule: messenger RNA, 2282 nt
Organism: Papaver somniferum (opium poppy)
Lineage: Eukaryota; Viridiplantae; Streptophyta; Magnoliopsida; Ranunculales; Papaveraceae
Product: transketolase 10-like
Exons: 7
Coding region: 1-2280 (759 amino acids)
Biological process (GO): pentose-phosphate shunt
Cellular component (GO): cytosol
Molecular function (GO): transketolase activity
Source: RefSeq, a predicted model, not a curated record
AUGGCUAACAGUUCCUUUCUCAUUCGAUUCUCACCGCCACAACUUCCUUCAUUCAAAUCCAUCAGCAAUGAUGUAUCUUUUAACAGAACAAAAACCUCAAUCUUCACAUGCAAAAUCAAAACCAACAAAAAUACUCAAAAUGUCUCAAAGGACUAUAAACUCUCAUGGAAAAAAGAACUUGACAGAUCAUUACAACAUGGGUAUGAAUCAUCAUGGACAUCCAGAAUCAAUUGGGAUCAACUAGAUAAGGAAGAGGAAAAUGAAAAAUUUCAAGAACUAGUGGAUAAAAGAUGUGUAGACAAUAUAAGAAUGUUAAUAAUAGAUUCAGUACAAAAUGCAAAAGCUGGUCACCCUGGUAUGGCACUUGGAAUGGCUGAAGUAGGUUACAUAUUAUAUAGGCAUGUCAUGAAAUACAUCCCGAAGAACCCUAGUUGGUUUAACAGAGAUAGGUUCGUUUUAAGUGCUGGUCAUGGUUGUCUUCUUCAGUAUAUCUGUCUUCAUCUCGCUGGUUUUUCAUCUGUCCAGGUUGAGGACUUGAAAAAUUUGUGCAAACUUGGGAGCAGGACACCAGGCCAUCCUGAGAAUGUAGUGACUGAUGGUGUAGAAGUUACAACUGGUCCACUAGGACAAGGUGUUGCAAAUGCCGUUGGUCUUGCUUUAGCAGAAGCUCACUUGGCCGCACGAUUCAAUAAACCCGAUGCAGUUCUUGUUGAUCAUCGAACGUAUUGCAUCAUGGGUGAUGGGUGUGCCAUGGAGGGAAUAUCCAAUGAAGCAGCUUCAUUAGCUGCACAUUGGAAGCUCAAUAAGCUUGUACUGAUCUACGACGAUAAUCACAAUACUAUUGAUGGAGAUACUAAAAUUACAUUUACUGAAGAUAUUUCUGCACGCUAUGGGGCUCUUGGUUGGAAUGUAAUCACAGUGGAUAAUGUACAUAGUGACAUGGGAGGGUUCAAGAAUGCAAUUCGCUCUGCUUUUAAUGAGACUGAGAGACCAACCUUUAUCAGGGUGAAGACAGUGAUUGGAAAACUGUCUAGAAAGGAAGGUACAUCUAAAGCUCAUCAUGGCACGUUUGAGGACGAUGAAGUAAAGGAAAUGAAACAAAAGGUUAAAUGGGAAGGUCGAAAACCGUUUCAUGUUGUUCCUUCGGUUUACAGGGAAAUGAAGAUUCAAACAGAAUAUGGCGAAGCACUGGAGGAGGCGUGGUAUUCAACUCUAAAUUUUUACCAAACCAAGUAUCCUCAAGAAGCAGUAGAGUUCAAAAUCCUUCUCAAUGGAGGUUUAGUUCCAGGCUGGGAACACUCGUUGCCAAGUUGGUCUAAAUCCGAUCCUGUAGAUGCUACCCGAGGUUACUCCGAGAAGUGCUUAAACCAGAUAGCGAAAGUACUUCCAGGAUUGGUUGGUGGAAGUGCAGAUCUUGCAUCAUCAAACAAAGCAUACCUGCAUGACUACCAAGAUUUCAGCCAGCCCAACUCUCCCUCGGGACGAAACAUCCGCUACGGGGUACGUGAACAUUCAAUGGCAGCAAUUUCAAAUGGUAUUGCAUUACAUGGAAGUGGGUUAAUCCCAUUCGCCGCUACUUUCCUUAUAUUCUCCGAUUACAUGAAGAAUGCAAUCCGUUUAUCAGCCCUAAGUCAUGCUGGGGUCAUAUAUAUCUUCACACAUGAUUCCAUCGGUUUAGGAGAGGACGGACCAACUCAUCAACCAGUGGAACAAUUAGCUGGUUUACGAGCUGUGCCACGUCUACUAGUCUUCCGGCCUGCGGAUGGCAAUGAAACUGCUGGAGCGUACAUGGUCGCUGUGGAAAACAGAGAUAGGCCUAGCGUAAUUGCAUUAUCAAGGCAAAAGGUUGCAGCAAAUUUAGAAGGUACAUCAGCUAGUGAAGUCAAAAGAGGUGGGUACAUUUUAAGCGAUAAUUCGUUUAAGGGUGAACUGCCAGAAAUAAUGUUGAUAGGCACUGGGUCAGAACUGUGUAUUUGUGAAGAGAGUGCUAAGAGAUUAAGAGAAGAAGGUAAGAAAGUUAGGGUUGUUUCAUUGGUUUGCUGGAGGAUUUUUGAUGGUCAGUCAGAGGAGUACAAAGAUUUUGUUUUGCCAAAAAAUGUUAGGAAACGUGUUAGUGUUGAAGCUGGAUCACCCCAAGGAUGGAGAGAGUAUGUAGGUGAGGAAGGUAGGGUGAUUGGUGUGGAAGAUUUUGGAGCUAGUGGGGCUUAUUUAGAUACUUUCAAGAAAUUUGGGUUUACCGUUGAUAAUGUAACACAGGUUGCUAGGUCUUUGUUAGAUUAAUA